CUCCGGAUCCGGAGUGCAUUCGAGUGUCCAUACUCCGUACUGUCCCUGUCCGUCGUGCCGCGAGCGCGCAGUGGUGAGACACUGUGCGCGACAGUGCGUGCGUGCGUGCGCGUUCCGCCCGUGGUAUCAGCAAAAAUAUGCAAAAAUAUGAGAAGCUCGAGAAAAUAGGAGAAGGCACUUAUGGCACCGUGUUCAAAGCCAAGAAUCGCGAGACACACGAAAUCGUCGCUCUGAAGCGGGUGCGACUGGACGAUGACGAUGAAGGUGUACCGUCGUCAGCACUACGGGAGAUCUGUCUUCUGAAGGAACUCAAGCAUAAGAAUAUAGUUCGUCUCUAUGACGUGCUGCACAGCGACAAGAAGCUCACCUUGGUGUUCGAGCACUGCGAUCAGGAUCUCAAGAAAUACUUCGACAGUCUAAAUGGGGAGAUUGACCUGGACGUCGUCAAGUCAUUCCUAUAUCAGUUGUUGAGAGGAUUAGCGUUCUGCCAUAGCAGAAAUGUUCUGCACAGAGACCUCAAACCGCAGAACUUACUCAUCAACAAGAACGGGGAGCUGAAGCUCGCUGAUUUUGGACUAGCAAGGGCAUUUGGUAUUCCUGUAAAAUGUUACUCGGCGGAGGUUGUUACGUUGUGGUACCGUCCCCCGGAUGUUCUUUUCGGAGCGAAAUUAUAUACAACGUCCAUUGACAUGUGGAGCGCGGGAUGCAUAUUCGCCGAAUUAGCGAACGCCGGCAGACCGCUCUUUCCUGGAUCAGAUGUAGAUGAUCAAUUGAAAAGAAUAUUCAAAAUGCUGGGCACACCGACUGAGGAGACGUGGCCAGAUUUAACGACGCUUCCUGACUAUAAACCAUUCCCACAGUAUCAUCCCACGCAAGGACUGGCACAGGUUACACCCAAGCUCCCUUCAAGAGGCAAAGACUUACUCCAGAGAUUAUUAGUGUGUAAUCCGGCUCUACGGCUGUCGGCGGAGGAGGCGAUGGCACAUCCGUACUUCAAUGACUUGAACCCUGCCAUAAAGAACGACCGAUGCCAAUAGCGAGUCAUCCCUUUUAGCAUAAACCGACCGAGAGCAUAUUACGGCGCGUUCGAUGCGCAGCGACCAAAAAGUGGAAAGGAAAACGCUCUGGCAAUGAUCGUUUGUUAAUAUAUAUAUUAUGCGCUCGGACGAGGCAAUCGCCUCCCGCGACGAGAAGAAGACACCGACAAGUCUUGUCAUUUUGAAAAGUGAUAAUAAUGACAAGAAUCAAUAAAUUGUUAAUUUCACUCUCUGGCGACAACUUCUUCGUAUCGAAAGUAAAAAAAAAAAAUACUACGGUUGAUGGAAAGAAAAGACGCAUUUCGUACGCUGUCGAAGUCGCGACUGAUGAGUAUGAGGAUUUUACGCGAGUUUGAAUAGGAUAUUAAGCGCGAUUUAUUUAUUAUUAAAUUAUUAUAUCAAUAAAUCAAUAUCUUAAAUAA
Molecule: messenger RNA, 1459 nt
Organism: Temnothorax curvispinosus
Lineage: Eukaryota; Metazoa; Arthropoda; Insecta; Hymenoptera; Formicidae
Gene: Cdk5
Product: cyclin-dependent-like kinase 5
Exons: 7
Coding region: 138-1037 (299 amino acids)
Biological process (GO): axonogenesis; protein phosphorylation; synaptic vesicle transport
Cellular component (GO): nucleus; cytoplasm
Molecular function (GO): cyclin-dependent protein serine/threonine kinase activity; ATP binding
Source: RefSeq, a predicted model, not a curated record